This is a messenger RNA of Clonostachys rhizophaga, 678 nucleotides long. The record is from the annotation of a GenBank genome assembly. NCBI's taxonomy places the organism in Eukaryota, Fungi, Ascomycota, Sordariomycetes, Hypocreales, Bionectriaceae.
AUGCCGGCCCCGACGACCCUGUUUCACGCCUUUCUCCGACCGUCCGUCCUGCAGAUUCUGCGAGCCACGGGCUACCAUGCGUGCAGUCCUGCGGUCCUGGACUGCGUGACGGACCUCGCCGCGCGCUACCUCUCCACGCUUUGCGAGAAGACGGCAGAUCAUGCGGUGCACAACCACGGCGACGCGGGCGACUUCUCCACGGUGGACAUCAGGAUGGCCCUGCAGGAUCUGGGCGCUCUCCUGCCGGAAGCGCUACCCGUUCAGCAGGAGUGGCUAGGCGAGGAGGACCUACGAGGCGUCGAGGAGUUCGUCAAGUGGUUUUCUGGCCAGCGGAUGAAGGAGAUUAUGGAUUUUGCCAAGGGGGACGGCGAGAACGACGAGAUUGACUAUCUACACGCACUGAAAAAGAGACAUAACAAGACAUCGGAUGAUGCCAAGUUCCAGGGCACGAUAUUGGGGAAGCCGGCGGAUACAGGCGAGAUUGAGGUCGAGGGUGGAGGCGACAUUAAAAGUAUUGACGAUUGGAUAACCCAACGGACCGGGAAUCUAGAACCGUCCCCUUCGCCCAAGAUAAACGGAAACGGCGUGGACCACCGAGAUGCGCGGUCACCUAGUUCGGGCCUGAGUUCUGUGGGAGACCGUUUGGGAAACGAAGACGUUGAAAUGACAACGGGUUAG